Messenger RNA from Maylandia zebra (zebra mbuna), 675 nucleotides. RefSeq names its product mitochondrial contact site and cristae organizing system subunit 10 (gene micos10). Lineage: Eukaryota; Metazoa; Chordata; Actinopteri; Cichliformes; Cichlidae. Gene Ontology annotation, cellular component: mitochondrial inner membrane; MICOS complex; mitochondrion. The record is from RefSeq and is a predicted model, not a curated record.
ACGUUACUUGGCUUUCUUUAGUUUUUUAAACGUUUCCUCCUUAACAUAAGUUCUGUCAAUAACACCAAGGCGGUAAAGGGUGAAUGUUUAAACGAAUCACUUGUAAAAUCAUAAAAUUUUCAGUGUUGUCGUUUAUUCUUCUGCGUUUAAAUCGUAACCCUAGGGAUAUAUUUCCGACAACACGUGAAAGCAUCACGCAGAGGUGCAUUUGUUAGUUCUAGCCUGUCACAAGCUAAUGUUCAGUAUGUCUGAGAAGGAGCUGGGGAAAAAGUGGGACCGAUGCUUAGCAGACGGUGCCAUUAAAUUAGGCACCGGUCUGGGGUUAGGCAUUGUGUUUUCUGUUCUGUUCUUCAAACGGCACACAUGGCCAAUUUCACUUGGCUCGGGAGCAGGGCUCGGCAUGGCGUAUGCCAAUUGUCAGAAUAACCUGAGGUCACAUUAUAUGCUGCACAGAGGCGAUAAGGAGCAAUAACUGCACGUCACCAAGGGACUGUCUCUUUUUUUUUUUCCCCAAAGUGUUUGUUUUUGUUUUGAUUAUGGGUGCGUCACCAUUUGCACUGUUCUACAGUCAGACUCUUGUCUCCCUGUUGACAUCCUUCCUUGUAUGACUGUAUGAUUUGUAUAUGCCCUAUAAGGACGGUCUGUGUUUAUUUAAUAAAAUAAUUAUUAAAAAAA